CUUCAUUAAGAAUGACGUUCAUCUUUAUUUCCCUGUUGACUGUCAAAUUUCAGCAGAUCAUGCGGACGAAAAAGAUCCACCUCAAGAGGAAAUAGUUCUCGUUGCGGUGUAAUACUGUGGAACGGCAUGUAGUGAAGAGGCCUAAUAUGGCGGACGGAGAAUGAUGAUUUUGCCCCUAGGUCUCGGUAUUUCAUGUAGAAACUGUCCUGAACAGAAGAGAAAUGGUACAGACAAGACACAGUGCAGGAGCUAGCAACGAGGACUCUCCCGAGGCAAUACUACUGACCUCUCGGAGAUCCCGGAGAGCCGUACAUCGUCAGCGAAAAGAGCGUGUUGUCAUCGUGAGUGAGAGUGAGGAGGAGGAUGACAUGCCGGUCACACGGUCCAGAAGAAGGCCUCCCCAGGACCUGGACUCCUCGGCGAGCCAAGAGAGCUCCAGCUCACCACCGCGCCCGCGUCGCUCACGGGGCAGAAACGAACGCCACCAGCAGGUGGAGAACGACAUGUUGGAAGACAUGGAUGAAGAACCAAGAUGCCACAGCACUCGCAGGACUCACCAGUCCCCUGGUUAUGACGAUCAUACCCCGGGCAUGGUGAACGGGGAUGUUGGCAGCGGCAUCCGCCGUUCCACGCGGCAGCGACGGGGAAUCUACUCCACCCUGAACGACUCACUGAUCUCAUCACAUCUGCUGACAGGUGGGUUGGAUCUCCCUUCAGGAAAGCAGUCGUCCAGUCGGAGGCACCAGAGGUCAGAACUGGAGCAGCUCAAGUCCAGCUUCCCAGAGGUACAGUUGGAUGACAAACUGGAUAUGUACACCCGUGUGAAACGAGAGCGCAAGCAUGUGGAGAGAGACAUGUACGGGAUGCCUGUGAAAGCUGACGAUGAUUCAGAAGAGGACUCAGAGUCAGAGGAGGAAGCAGAAGAAACCGAAGAAGACACCUCAUCAGACGAAGAUGAGGAGGAAGAAGAGGAGGAGGAGGAAGAAGCUCGCACAUCCUACAGUCUCAGGAAACACAAGCCAAUCACACAACGCUUUGAGGUGCCAAUGGAGGAACCAGUUCGUCGGAAGCGGCAGACUGUGGACAUGUUUGACUCCCCGGUGAAGAGACGCCGUGACAAACACCUCCGUAGCCCUCACAGUCCAUAUCAGAGAAGGAGACGUCGUACAUUCCAUCGCAGCAGUUCCACCAGUUCCUCCGGGUCAGAUGAUGAAGAGAAGUUUGAGCGCAGGAAGGCCAAGAGCAUGGCCAGGGCCAGGAUGAGAUGUCUUCCUAUGAACAUGCUUCCUGAUGACGUGGCCGGUGGAGUAAUCCGAGAUCGCUCCAAGAUUGGAUCCAGCCUGGCAGACGUGGAUCCCAUGAACAUUGAUCGAUCUGUGACGUUUGACAGUGUAGGUGGCCUAGGUAAACACAUCCAGUCCCUGAAGGAAAUGGUCAUCUUCCCCCUCCUCUAUCCCGAAGUCUUCCAACGUUUCAACAUCACCCCACCUCGAGGCUGCCUGUUCUAUGGGCCUCCAGGAACAGGCAAAACCCUGGUGGCAAGAGCCCUGGCCAAUGAGUGCAGCCAGGGGGACAAGCGGGUUGCAUUCUUCAUGAGGAAGGGAGCAGACUGCCUCAGCAAGUGGGUGGGAGAGUCUGAGAGGCAGCUCAGGCUUCUGUUUGACCAGGCAUACACCAUGCGGCCUUCUAUCAUCUUCUUUGACGAGAUUGACGGGCUGGCACCUGUCCGAUCCAGCAGACAGGACCAGAUCCACUCCUCCAUAGUGUCCACCCUGCUGGCCCUUAUGGACGGACUGGACAGUCGCGGCGAGAUUGUGGUCAUCGGGGCGACUAAUCGCAUCGACUCCAUCGACCCAGCCUUGCGAAGACCAGGCAGAUUUGACAGGGAGUUCCUCUUUGGUCUGCCUGAUCAAGAGGCACGGCACAGCAUUCUAAGAAUCCACACCAAGGAGUGGACACCUCGACUUAGUGAUGCCUUCCUGAGCGAAGCUGCAGAGAAGUGUGUGGGUUACUGCGGGGCGGACCUGAAGUCCCUCUGUACUGAGGCUGCCCUGUUCGCUCUGCGGAGGAGAUACCCACAGAUCUACUCCUCCAAGGAGAAGCUGCAGCUGGAUGUCAGCUCCAUCAAUGUUAGUGCAAAGGACUUCCACCAGGCAAUGCAGAACAUCACCCCAGCCUCCCAGCGCUCUGUAGUGUCCCCAGGACAUGCCCUGGGUGGGACAAUACAGAUGCUCCUGCAGGGAAUGCUUGACUCCAUCCUGGGCCUGCUACAGAAGUCCUUCCCACCUGCCCUGGCACAAGCUGCAGCCAAUCCUACAACAGGUGGCACUGAUGGUGAUCCAGUAGCAGAAAUCCUGGAAAACGACUCGUAUUCGGACGACGAGGGGCCGUGUAUCUUUGACACCCCCCAGAACAGACGGCGUCGGAAGCAGGACGACUCAGGGCGCUUCCUCAACUUUGCCUUAUCUGCUUGCCAGCGUGCAGCCACCCACCGCCCGCGGCUGCUGAUCACCGGCCAGCCUGACAUGGGACAGACGGCCCACCUGGCCCCGGCCGUGGUGCAUCACCUGGAGAGUCUGCCUGUCUACACCAUGGACUUGCCUGCACUGUACGCUGUCAGUGUCAAGACUCCCGAGGAGUCCUGUGCUCAGAUAUUCCGUGAGGCCCGUCGCACAAGCCCUUCAGUCAUCUACGCCCCGCACAUUGACCAGUGGUGGGACAUUGUCGGAGACACCCUCAGGGCAACCUUCCUCACGCUGCUAAGUGACCUACCUCCAACUGCCCCUGUGUUGCUGUUAGCCACCAGUGAAGUGCCUCACACGGGCCUACCAGAGCAGGUACAGGACUUGUUCCAGACUGAGUCAGGUGAGCUGUACGUGGUGGAGCCUCCUGGUGAAGAUGAGAGGAGAGCAUACCUGCAGCAACUCCUGCUGGAACAGGCCACCACUCCUCCUCCCAAGAGGAAGCAAACAGUGUCCCGCAUGCUGGAGCCCUUGCCAGUCGCUCCCCCGCCCGAGCCCCGCCAGCUCUCGCAGAAGGAGCUGCAGGCCAUCCACCAGUUUGAGGAGAGCAUCUUCCGGGAGCUGAGGCUGUUCCUGCGCGACGUGCUGACCAGACUGGCUCAGGACAAGCGCUUCAAGAUCUUCUGCAAUCCGGUCAACAUAGAGGAGGUUCCUGACUACUUGGAAGUCAUCAAGACCCCCAUGGACCUCUCCACCAUGAUGACCAAGAUUGACAAGCAUUGCUACGAGAACACCAGCGAGUUCAUGACUGAUCUCAACCUGGUCUGCAGCAAUGCCCUGGAGUACAACCCUGACACAAAUCCAGAAGACAAGGCAAUUCGCCACCGUGCCUGCACACUUCGGGACAUGGCCCAUGUCAUCAUCACUUCUGAGCUGGACCCAGAAUUUGAGAAAACCUGUGAAGAAAUCAAGGAAUCCAGAGCAAGGCGAGGCAACAACCCCCUGACCACUGCCCCAGCCUAUGUCCACACUCUGCCCAAAGCUGUGUCCUUGGCAACGCCCAACGUGAGCCAGAGUACCUCAGGAACCACCAACUAUGCUGCCAGACGCACCCUCGGCUUGGAGACACCUGGCACCGGCUCAGCCUCUCGAGGAAAGAAGAGGAAACGCAGGAUGAAGUCGGCAUGGGCGCGGGGCAGCAUCCCAUCCUGGAAGAAGAAGCGUAAGCUCAACAAUGACGAGGAUAAAGAGGCAGAAGAUGCUGGGAAUGAAGAUUCUAACGACACUGUCAUCACGCCGACACCAAACGGAGAUGUUCAGUCACAGGAUGACCAGACAGAAGAAGAUGGAGACAGCGACAAGGAGAGCAUGAGAAGUGGUCCUGUUAACGUUCCUGCCUCCCCUCGUGAUGAUCACGAAGACUCCCAGAAUUCCUCCAUGCUCAGUCUGGAGUCAACAACAGAAGUAGAAAUGGACCAAUCACAGCCUUCUGAUGCAGUCGACCAAUCACAGCCUUCAGAGGAAUCUGACCAACCACCAGCCCUCUUGGGAGAAGCUGACCAAUCAGAACCACUCACAGUGGACCAAUCAAAUACUUCAGCAAUAGAAGCCAACCAAUCCAAUCCUACCUCAGAUGAACCACCAACGUUGGAACCCGAAGGUUCUGUUUCCCCCCAAGAUGGUGAAGAAGAAACUGAUGAUAAGGACGAAGAUGAGAAAGAUUUUGUAGUGACACCCCGGGUGACCAGGUCCCAGACCUCCAGCCUGCCCGUACAGAAGGUGGAGAAAGUGUUACAGGUUCUUGAGGAGCCAACACCAGACUUUGUGGUGGAUAAGGAGGGACUAGAGGCACUGUUGGAGGAAACAGUGCAGCUGACAGGUGGAUACAGUGUGGAGAGACUAGAGAGGCUGCACAGUGUGAUGGCCAGGUGUAUAUACCAGUACAGGAAAGUGUACGACAGGACACAGCUACUUCAGGAUCUAAACGGGGAGGUCCACAGAUUCUGUGGUGUGCCGGUCAGGAAGUGUACAUAGCAAAAGAGUGUUGUCAUAUGACAGGUAUAUAGAAAAGGCCUUUUCUGCAGCCAAUACCGUUUGGAUGAAUGAAUAGUCCUACAGUAGGAGUGAUGUUGAAGCAUUGGAGGGAAACAGAUGUAUCAGGAACAUUCGAAUUCUGAGCAACACAUGAAGUGUUGGGGGAAAAUGCUCUGAUAAAAUGGAAGAAUGGAGAACUGCAAUUGUAAACCUAAGUUAAAGACUGUUAUGUCAAAUUUUGAAAAAGGCAUCUUGCCUGAGACCUUUGUUCAGAAAAGCCUAAAAUGCCCCCACACAAGUCCAAAUAUUCUUCAUCUUUUUUUUUUUGCCUAUAUUGACAUUUUGGCUGGAGGAAAGCAAAUAAAGGAAGAGAAUACUUCAGCAUUUAUGGUCAGCUUGGUCCAGAUCAUACUGUAUCUAACUAUGUGUUCAAAAUGUAAAAAAAAUAAGAUAUCUUAUGGUGCAAACUUGGCACAUUCCUGUAGGUAAAAAUGAACUAUAGAUAUGGAUUUAUAGUCUGCAGUAACUAUUGUAUGAAGGUGAUUUGCAUGUCUGUACAGUGUUAAUGUGACUUGUUAGCUUUGGUAUGUCCACAGUGAUACCUCAAUUCUUUUGCUAUUAGUUAAGGCAGCAAUUGGGUGGGAAAGGAUCCCUAUAUCCA
This is a messenger RNA of Branchiostoma belcheri (Belcher's lancelet), 5157 nucleotides long. Its product is annotated as ATPase family AAA domain-containing protein 2-like. The transcript has 26 exons. The coding region runs from base 222 to 4496 and encodes 1424 amino acids. Lineage: Eukaryota; Metazoa; Chordata; Leptocardii; Amphioxiformes; Branchiostomatidae. Gene Ontology annotation, cellular component: nucleus. The record is from RefSeq and is a predicted model, not a curated record. Gene Ontology annotation, molecular function: ATP hydrolysis activity; ATP binding; histone binding. Gene Ontology annotation, biological process: positive regulation of transcription by RNA polymerase II.